GUGCACCUGAGUUACUGAUUACAGGUGAUUUUAUAAUUGUUUGGUGAUAAGACUCUUGCUUUAAGCACAAAGUCCUGCCAGACGCAACAAGGCUUCUGCUGUCAUCCAUCACAGGACCACUGCUGCCUGUCGGGUUUUUAGAUUUUUUUUUACAUUUUUCUGCAUCUGUUCGAGCAUCAUGAGUGAGUCCAAGAAAACACGUGAAGCUUGCUGCUCCAAGCUCAAGCUCUUCCUGGCCUCAAUGGCCUUUGUGUAUUUUUCCAAAGCCUUUGGUGGAGCCUACAUGAAGAGCUCCAUCACCCAGAUCGAAAGACGCUUUGAUAUUCCCAGUUCCUUGAUUGGGUUUAUAGAUGGCAGCUUCGAAAUGGGCAACCUCUUGGUCAUCGCCUUUGUGAGCUACUUUGGUGCGAAGCUGCAUCGCCCCCGGCUGAUCGGUAUCGGCUGUGUGAUCAUGGCUGCUGGAUGUUACCUUACAGCGCUGCCUCACUUCUUCCAGGGACCGUAUAAAUAUGAGACCAGCGUGUCCCACAGUACAAAUGUCAACAGCACUGAAAGCAUCCUGCCCUGUUUGUCCAACCACAGCGUCACUGAUACAGACGACACACCUGAUGUUUCAGCCAUAAAGGCUUGUGAGAAAGCAGCCGGUUCGUCCAUGUGGAUCUACGUUUUCUUGGGAAAUAUGCUUCGAGGAAUCGGAGAAACUCCCAUCAUGCCCCUUGGAGUUUCCUACCUGGACGACUUCUCCAGAGAAGAGAACACACCUUUCUAUCUGGCCUGCAUCCACACGGUGGGAAUCUUAGGACCCAUGUUUGGCUUCAUGCUCGGGUCUUUCCUCGCUAAGAUCUACGUAGACGUUGGAUCUGUGGACUUGGACACCAUCACCAUCACCCAUAAGGACUCCCGCUGGGUGGGAGCCUGGUGGUUGGGCUUCAUCGUCACCGGCACCGUGAUUCUGAUGUCCAGCAUCCCCUUCUGGUUCCUGCCCAAGUCCCUGCCCAAACAGGGCAAAGAGGAGAGUCCGAGUAGAAGCACAGAACUGUCCACGGUGGCAGAACAGGAAAACUUUCUGCCAGAGGAAAACCAAGAGGCUGAGGAGAAGCCGGUCACAUUCAAGGAACUGGCUAAAGAUUUCAUUCCGUCUCUGAGGAGGCUCUUCAAGAACAGCAUCUUCUCCCUGAUGGUCCUCACCUACCUGGUGGUUGUCAAUGGCUUCAUCGGCAUGAUCACCUUCAAGCCAAAGUUCAUGGAGCAAACCUUUGGCCAGUCGGCCUCCAAAGCCAUUUUUCUGAUAGGUAUUCUCAACCUGCCAGCUGUAGCUCUGGGAAUCAUCACUGGGGGUUUUGUGCUGAAGCGGUUCAAGCUGGGUGUCAUCGGAGCAGCCAGAGUGUCCAUCACUGCUUCUAUCGGCUCCUUUUGUAUGCUUGCCAUUCAGGUUUUCAUCCAGUGUGAUAAUGCAGAGGUGGCUGGUCUCACUGUGUCGUAUCAAGGGGCUUCUCAUGUCUCCUACAACCCCCAGACUUUGUUGUCGCAGUGCAACAUGGGCUGCUCCUGCUCCAUUAAGCACUGGGACCCGGUGUGCGCCUACAAUGGCAUGACGUACGCCUCGCCCUGCCUGGCUGGCUGCCAGACCUCUACCGGCACCGGCAAGGAAAUGGUGUUUCAUAACUGCACCUGCAUUAGCGAGAUGACUGCCCCAGUCUCGAACAUGUCUGCAGUGUUGGGUCAGUGCCCCAGGAAGAGCGAUUGUGACAACAAAUUUAAAAUCUACAUGGCUUUGUCUGUGCUGGGGUCCUUCAUUUCAGCCUGCGGGGGAACGCCAGGCUACAUCGUACUGCUCAGGUCCAUACAGCCAGAUCUGAAGUCGCUGGCUUUGGGUAUGCAGACGCUGAUUGUAAGAACUCUGGGUGGGAUCCCUCCUCCCAUAUACUUUGGAGCGCUGAUCGACCGGACCUGUUUGAAGUGGGGUACUAAGCAGUGUGGAGGCCGUGGAGCGUGUCGGCUCUAUGACGCCAACGCAUUUAGAAUGACGUUCCUGGGGCUCAUUACUGGACUAUACUGCAUAGCCAACAUGAUGUGGGGAGGACUCUACCUCAGAAUUGUUAAGAGACAGAAGAAGUUGGCACUGAGGAAGCAGGCCAAAGAAAAUGGACUGGAGGGUAACGGCGUGAGCAAUGGACAUGCCAAAAUCAACAUCACCAAAAAUAAAGAAGACAUGGAUAAGGAGAGUACUAUUUGAGAUGUUUUAGUAGGGCCACGUCGUUGUGUAAUGCAAAGGACGCCUGCAUACUGUGCUGCUUUUAUACUGGACCAAAUGUGGUAAUGGUACAGUGUCGGCACCCUUUGGUCAUUGAGCAGAAUUUUUUUAUAAUGCUGUCAUAUCCAGCAACUAGUUCACUAAGGUCAAAAAAACCAAACAUAAUGCCUCUUCAAUAUGUGCCAGUGUCAGCACGACAUUUGAGCAGAAGCUUGUAGUUGAAUUAUGAUGCUGUGCUAUUAUGAAUCUGAGAACAAGUCAAAGAAAUGUGAUAUCUGAAGAACAUUUGGCUUGUUUUCACCAUUCAUUCUUGACCAGCACUAGUCCAGAUAAUGUCUCACCUACAGCUUUUUAUUGAAAGUGAUUUUUUUUUUUUUUUAAGCACAGUAACAGUGUUUUAACUACUAAUACAAGACGACCACAGUGUUUGUUGCCUUACAUGUGGUAGCAUCAGUUAGUAAUGUGAAGUAUUGUUCUGGUGGCUGGUAAUGAGUUUCAGAAAUUAUUUUUUUUGGUGGAUCUGUUAAACCUGCUUGUAUUAACCCGGUGCCAAAUAGGAGUAACUUAAAAGGACUGUCAUUUUGGGGAAUGUAAGAAGCCAGGGAAAAUGGGUAGCUUGGCUGUAUCCAAAGGUAACAAUUCUACCAAACGUCACAUUGUAAAUGCAAAAGCUUGUUCAAAUUUAAACAUCCGUACCCUGGCCAUCUUAAAAUCUUGGGCUAGGCAAGCUUAGAAAGAUCAGUCAUUUGCACAUACGAGUUUCUUAAACUUAGAAAAAAUUAAGCUAACCAAAUAGUCCCAUUAACUUUAUACUGUAAGUUUAAUCAUUGUCUAUUUAGUCACAGCAACAAGCCAUUUAAGUUAAAUAAACCUAAAUUCUAACUUAAACUAAACCCAAUUCAUUAUUUUGUUUAGUUGUACAAACAUAGUAAUAGUUAACCCAUCUUAUUGAAUUCACUUAUGUUUAUGUGGCUGCCAAAUCUCCAUUUCAGGAAUAGUUUCUUACUUUAGACGGUUAAGUUCAUCCAAGAAGAAGAAUGUAUCUGUGCAAUUUGCAACAUCACUUACAAGUGAUUGCUAAAUACAACACAUCUAAAAUAGCAAUCAUAACUCCACACUUCUCAAUUUGGACUAUAACCUUUUGAUGCACAACAUGGGUCGAAAGUGACCCAAAUCCAAUGGAACAUCUUGAUCUCCUGACCCACGCUGCGCAUCAACGGGUUAAGAUUAAUAUUGUAAUGGCUGUUUGCAACCGGAUUGUCCAAAAUCCGAGUGAUCUUGUCCUUGUCACUGCAGUGUUAAACACCCCGAACAAACUGCAGUUUUCCAUCUUGAUAAAACAGUAGGUGGUGCCACCUGGUGGCAAAACCAGGCACUAUAACUAAUGAAGAAAAUUAGUUGAACUGAUUUUGGAAAACAAGCUAAGAUAGCAAAAACCAAAUUGUUUUUUUCAGUGGAAACAAAUCCAAAUUGCAGAAAUUACCUGCUACUGGUGGUCAUCUGCCGUAUUUAUACUAUCGGUUGCCUGAAAACGAGCAAUGUGUGCAAGGUGCAGGAAUAGACGUUGAAAUUUCUGGUUAUCAAAUGAUCAGAAAUCAAAAACGGCUGAAUAGAUUUGUCAAAUAAAGUAACAAAUAUUUCCUUUGCUGUACGUAGACUGAUUGUGCCUGUGCUUAGUCAUCCCCAAAGGCUUAUUCUGGGGCAAGAAAAAAAAUCUGAAAUGACAUGAUUCACUGUGCGGUAGAGAUUUUAGAUUCGGGUCCCCCUUGUUCUCAGUCAGGUGACUAGUGACUGCCAGUACCUUCCACCAAAUAGAAGUCUAAACCUUAUUGUAUAACGUUACUGUUGUUGUGACCUGACUGACCUUUUCAUGUUCUCAAAUGGUGAAGGUGAUCUCAGUAUGUUUUAAAAUGUGAAUCAAUUGGGUGAAUAACCUGGUGGAAGUAUUUUAUAUCCUUUUUUUUAAAAUCUGAUUUUAUUUGUAUCUCAAACUGAGAAGAUUUACUUGCCUUUCAGAAACCAUGUUUUACAGGUGAUUCUUUUGUUUUCCUCAGUUUCUGUGAGUUGCAUUUAACAGACUGGUGACUUAUUCCGACUGUAGUCAUGUGUUCAGCAACAUUUGACACAUCUGGAUGUCUUGUCCUGUCUGGCAUUGCACAUGCUUGUUACAUCACAUUAGACAAACUCCACAGGUCAUGAGUGUUGGCAUUCUCUGAACCCACCAGUGUUUGUCUGGAAAAGUUCACUGGUUUGUUUGUGGACUAAUAGUGAGUGAAAUGUCAUUAGACUUUAUUUGUGAUUGACUCUUACAGUGACUAAAUGUAUCAUCAAAAAACACAGAUAAUUUGUUAUGUUGUGCUCAAUGUAUUUCUAUUUUGUCCAUAUUUUUAUCACUUCUGAGCUUUUUUUUACAAUUUUGUUGAUUGUACAUGCAUAUCUGUAGGCAUUAAAGGCAAAUUUUCUCAA
Messenger RNA from Amphiprion ocellaris (clown anemonefish), 4720 nucleotides. RefSeq names its product solute carrier organic anion transporter family member 1C1-like. The record is from RefSeq and is a predicted model, not a curated record. The transcript is spliced from 15 exons. The coding region runs from base 179 to 2236 and encodes 685 amino acids. Lineage: Eukaryota; Metazoa; Chordata; Actinopteri; Pomacentridae. Gene Ontology annotation, biological process: sodium-independent organic anion transport; transmembrane transport. Gene Ontology annotation, cellular component: membrane. Gene Ontology annotation, molecular function: protein binding.